Messenger RNA from Colletotrichum godetiae, 855 nucleotides. RefSeq lists its product as uncharacterized. The transcript has 4 exons. Bases 1 to 855 code for a protein of 284 amino acids. Gene Ontology annotation, molecular function: oxidoreductase activity. The record is from RefSeq and is a predicted model, not a curated record. Lineage: Eukaryota; Fungi; Ascomycota; Sordariomycetes; Glomerellales; Glomerellaceae.
AUGUCUGCCUACACUGUUAGCGAUUCAGAAUUCCAGAAGUUGGAAGGCAAAGUCAUAUUGGUUACUGGCGGUGCAGCCGGCAUUGGGAGAGCCAUUGUCGACCUCGCCCAUCGGCAUGGGGCAAAAGUAGCCUUCUGCGAUAUUGACGAGACUCGAGGAAAGCAAGUUCAGAAAGAGCUUGGAAACGUCUUCUUCAAAAGAUGUGAUAUAUCGGACUGGAACGAUCUUGUCAGCUUCUUCCAAGACGUGCACUCGAAGCUUGGUCCCAUCGAUACCGUGAUUUCGAACGCUGCAAUCAACAGGGUUGAGACCCUUGACGAACCCAGCUCUGGUGCAGACUGGUACCUCCAAAAGCCUGAUAUCUCAGUGCUAAACGUCAACAUGGCUGGUACUUGGUAUGUAACCAAGUGUGCCAUUGGUUUCUUUCGUAAGACGCCUGAAUCGAAAUCUCAACUGGUUUUAUUCGGGUCUGCUGCUAGCUUCUUCGAUACACCACCCUGCUAUACAUACUGUGCCAGCAAGGCAGCUGUUCUGGGUCUUAUGCGCGCCAUGAGAACUCAGUUGCCGAAGAUGAACAUCACUGUCAAUAUGAUUGCACCUUGGAUGACAGAUACGGAAAUGGUCACCGAUCACAUCAGAAGCAUCUGGAAGGAGCUACCUGCGAAUACACCAAAGGAUGUUGCCACAGCAAGCUUAUUACCUGCUAUGCGACCGGAAGUGAAUGGAAAGUCGUUUUUCAUUCACGGCGGGAACAUUAGCGACCUGGAGGACAAGCUUGACGAGACUCAACCUCUAUGGUUAGGACCCGAACUCGAUAAAGAGAUGAGAGAAGGACAGCGUAGACUGAUUCCCUAG